GGGGGGGGGAGGGGAAACGUGGAUUGAAUCAAGAGAGCAUUGUGACUGUGCUUCAAUUGCAUUAAAGCAUAUACACGAUGAAACGCGUCUUGAUUCAUUGUAUUCAUGCUUAAAAUAACCACUCGAUUAGGAAACAGUAUUACUCGUAGAACCUAUAUUCGACCUCAUUACUAUUCACAAGAGCCCCUUUCUAAAGCAAUACAGAGAAAGCGUCUUCCAUUGAAUGACCUUGAUCCAAACAAGGUAUUAUGGACACUGAUUGGUACCAAUGCCACUGUCUUUCUGGGAUGGCAAUAUGCUAUACAGUCCUAUAAACAAUUUGGUGAUCCUGCUUGGUUAGAAUGGAUGAGUAGGCAUUUUGUUAGUUCAGAAGAUGCAGUCAAUCAUGGAAGAUACCAUACUUUACUUACUUCUGUUUUCUCCCACCAAGACCUGACUCAUUUGGGUGUGAAUAUGCUUGUGUUGCAUAGUAUGGGACAAGGUGUCAUGCAGGCCAUUGGUGUAUCUCGCUUCUUGGGGCUAUAUACAGGUGCUGGUUUAGUUGCUUCUAUGGUAGGUAUAGGAUAUCGAAAGUAUAUUCGACCUAGAUUGGAGAACAAGAGAGGAUCCUAUUCAAGAGCCUUGCAUGGUUCCAUGGGUGCAUCAGGUGCUGUUAUGGGCAUUACUACUUUCUUUGCUUGUGCUUUUCCAAAAGCAACAUUCCUAGUCUUUUUUAUAGUCCCAAUGCCAGCUAUUGCCGUUGUUGGUUUAUUUGCUGCUUAUGAUGUAUAUCAAUCUUAUGCCAUUAAACGAGGUAGUUUAGUGGAUAGUGCAGCUCAUUUAGGUGGAGCUGCUUAUGGAGCUGCUUAUUGGUUUACAAGAGUAAGGCCAAUGUUAAGAGCAGGCAGAUGGCAUAUCUAAUCUCUGAUUCGUUAAAUAAUUUUUUUUUUACUUUUAUUUACCCCCAAUAAAUGGCUAGUGUUGGGUCCUGUUUCCCCCCUUUUUUUCUUUUUUUUAUCUUUUUUUUACACUAUGGAUUCUGUUCAAAGCGUUUUGCCAUACUUGAUUCCAG
Gilbertella persicaria is the source of this 1051-nucleotide messenger RNA. RefSeq lists its product as uncharacterized. Gene Ontology annotation, molecular function: serine-type endopeptidase activity. The transcript has 4 exons. Lineage: Eukaryota; Fungi; Mucoromycota; Mucoromycetes; Mucorales; Choanephoraceae. The record is from RefSeq and is a predicted model, not a curated record. Bases 106 to 900 code for a protein of 264 amino acids. Gene Ontology annotation, cellular component: membrane.